Hyposmocoma kahamanoa is the source of this 447-nucleotide messenger RNA. RefSeq names its product histone-lysine N-methyltransferase SETMAR-like. Lineage: Eukaryota; Metazoa; Arthropoda; Insecta; Lepidoptera; Cosmopterigidae. The record is from RefSeq and is a predicted model, not a curated record. The coding region runs from base 1 to 447 and encodes 148 amino acids. The transcript is spliced from 2 exons. Gene Ontology annotation, molecular function: nucleic acid binding.
AUGACGGAUCCGUUAGAACAGAGGUACGCAGUGAAAUUUUGUGUUCUACUCGGCAAAAAUACUGUGGAAACCAACGAGAUGAUUAAACAGGCCUUCAAGGACAAAGCCUUGUCCGAAUCCUCGGUCAGGAAGUGGCACAAGAUGUUCCGUGACGGAAGGGAAGAGGUGACCGACGAAGCCCGCUCUGGCCAGGCCAAAGCAGGAGUCCCGCUGGUCCCGCAGCCUCCCUACAGUCCUGACGUCGCCCCGGCAGACUUCUUCUUGUUUCCCAGCAUCAAGUCGAAGCUCAAAGGCAAGCAUUGGGGCACAAUUAAGGACAUCCAAGAAGCUACGACGAGGGCGCUGAAGGACCUACCCGUUGACGUCUUCCAGGGGGCCUUCCGGGCAUGGAAAACUCGCCUACAAAAGUGCAUCGAUGCUGAAGGGUGUUAUUUUGAAGAGUACUAA